AUGCAGGCUGAGAAACCAGUAGAAAAAAGCAAGAAGAAAGGGCGUAAGAAGGAUUGGGUGAUGGAGGCAGGAGCAGGUGCGCCGCCACCUGAGAAACCAUCGCCAACUGGCACAACGCCAAGCCCAAGAGAACACCUUGUUGCAGGUUGGUACCCCACGCACCCAGACUUUUAUGGAAGGCUGUCAUUCUCACCAGAUUCUGACGAAGUUGCAUUUGCCCGUGCAGUUGCAGAGGCUCAAGAAGAAGCCAGGAAUCAAGCUGAAGCUCGUCGCCAGCAUCAGUUUGAGAGAGAUAUGGAAGCUGCUGCUAUCGCUGAUCGUGCUCUGGGAUCUAAUGCCAAGACUCCUCAGGCAGCUGCUGCCAUCUGGACUACUCCUCCAUCGAAUACGGCGCCACCGUCUCUUCCAAGGCCCCCCACUGCUGUGCGUCCGAUGCAAGAAACUCCUUAUCGCUGGAACACUGGAGCUUACAGCAUGGCAGCUGCUCAGUGGCCCACGGUCACUGGAGGAGUGCCACAAGAGCCACGUAGCGGACGCCACAGUGCUCCUCCUAUGUUACCAAGCCCGUCCAAGUGGUCGCCCCUGACACAAGCAGCUCCUGCCCCCAAGACCAAGAAGGCCUCCCAAGAAUCGGCUGGAACAACCAUGACAGCAAAGCCCAAGGCGAAGGCUGCUGCUGCCAAAGGAACAAAGAAAGUUCUCUCAGCUGGUGGUGGUGACAGCCACUUCACUGAUGGGGAAGUGUCGGUGUUGUUAGAUAUAAUGGAGCGAAUCCUUCCCAUCGGCAAGGAAGAGUUCACUAAAGUGACCAACGAGUACAACAAUCUCUUUCCUGAUCGCAAGAGGGGAUAUCAAAAUUUGAAAUCCCAAUUCAACAAACAUGUUUCUAAGAAGCCACCCACCGGUGAUCCAGACUGUCCUCCUCUCACCAAACGGGCCAAGAGAAUUCAAGCAGGAAUAAAGGAGAAAGCAGGCAUGUUGACAAUGGCAAACGUUGGGGAUGGCUUUGGCAGCACAAUGGGCGACCAGAAGAAGAAAAAGAAGGAUACAGCCAUUAUUGAAGGAUUGUAUCAACCCAAGUCGGUUCUCAAGAGCAAGGCUCGUGAUUCUGCUAGAGAGGGCAUUGUGCAAGCCAUCAUUGCUUCUGACAAAGCCCAAGCCAAACGGGAAGAACGUGCAGCAAAACGGCAUGACAAACAAAUGGAACGCACUAUGAUGGUUGCGACUCAAGCUUUUACAGCUCUUGCAACAGCGAUGUCAGGCCGUAGAGUGGAGAUCCCUGCUAUGCAAGAACCAGCCCGUUAUCCCAGCAGCGACAGCUCUUUGACAGAUUCCUCCUCCUCGAGCUCUGAUGAUAGCUCUGAUGAUGGAAAGAAGCUUUCUUUCAAGAAGAAGCUCAAGCGAUACAAAAAGAAGAAGCAGCUCAAGCGCAAGCGCAAGAAUUCGUCUUCUCCUGGUAAGAAAAAGAAGUCCAGUAAGACCGUCGAUCUUCUGGAUGACUCUAGUUCAUCUGGAACUGAAGUCGAGCUCAAGUAUCCAUAUGGUAUUAAGCCCAAGAACAACGAGGACGAUGCUGACAGCAAGGAUGAGGGUGGACGCAAGAUGCCCGCGGUCUAA
Messenger RNA from Seminavis robusta, 1617 nucleotides. NCBI's taxonomy places the organism in Eukaryota, Bacillariophyta, Bacillariophyceae, Naviculales, Naviculaceae. The record is from the annotation of a GenBank genome assembly.